UAUGCCUCAAGAUGCUGGCCGAAGCUUUCGCUUGACGUGGCCUUGUUAAAUGUUAUCUCAACCGGAUGGGAUGCCAUGCCAACAGGGGUUGUUCUCUCAUCAACUUUGCCCAAAUCUUCUCCUCAAACAGACGCCUAACGGUCACGUAUACUCACUUUCCCGGUCCUGUCGCGUGCCUGUAGACGAAAACUGCACUUGAUGCUCGUGUGCGACAUCAUCUCAAGCAUGACACCUCAUCCUGCACAUCAUCACGACCAGAGUGAGAAUCCUCUGCGUCUCACUCGAUUGGUAGGUAGUAUUCUCUUUUGUCAUCUCUUUUCGCAUUCCCAAGGCCAAGUACAGGAUAUCAUCUCCUGCUUCGUGUUUAUUUCGUCAUGGCUGGUCAGCCUCAUAGUGGUUUUUCUUUUCUUGUCUCCUCAAUCAUUUUGUAUGUAUUUCUAUUAUCCUUGGUGUUGGGCGUCCACCAUCCAGUCAGUUUUGCUUCGCUGUACUCUGCUUCCCUUUGCUUUUUUCUUUUUUUUUUUUUUUUUACCUGGUCUAGCGUGCCAGUGUGCUUCAGCCUUUCCAAAUCAAGCUCUUAGCUUAAUUUACCACAAGGAUGCAUGUGCGCGUACAUAUCCGCUGUGAUCUUGGUCCCAUUUCUUGACUAUCCCCUUGCACAUUUGCGCCUAGCAGACAGAACGAGCUCCGCGGCCACGAGCCUCUUAUCGACGCCCUCGAAAAUGACUUAGACCACACGCCCCCUUGUUUUCCUUUCUUUUUUGCCUCCAUUUCCAGUUGUCCCCGUAUCCUUGGGCGCACAUUCACAGGUCUUCGCUUGUCGUCUCCAGGUCAGCCUCGUCAGGCCUCAGUUGACCGAUUCGUUAUGUGUAGAACACCUUCAGCACCUCGCCUUUCUACCCGCUCCCGCACCCGUUGCCGUUACCGUUGCCAUCCGUCUUAGACUGACGGGAGCCGGCACGGCCCAUUCUGAGGUCAAAACGACUUCGCACACACCCAUCGUGAACUUGGACCCAAUGUACCAGAUCCCACCCUUUCCAAUUCCUCCCAGGGGCUAGAAAAAGCAAAGCCAACUUGGAGCCCCAUCUACCAAGCUCCAGGGCCAUAGUCUAGUAGUGCGUAUUGAUGAAUAGUACGCACGCUUGCUG
Molecule: messenger RNA, 1148 nt
Organism: Fusarium odoratissimum NRRL 54006
Lineage: Eukaryota; Fungi; Ascomycota; Sordariomycetes; Hypocreales; Nectriaceae
Exons: 1
Coding region: 199-627 (142 amino acids)
Source: RefSeq, a predicted model, not a curated record